AUGGCUUCCUAUGACACCGACGUUACCCAGUAUUAUAACAUCCCUUCACUUUACCCUGAAGAAUGGCCAGCAGAACUGAAUGAAAGCGAUGAUUCUGAUGGCGAAGACCCCUUGUCGUCUGGUCCCUCCACCUCAGCCUCCCAACGACGAAAAUCGAGAUAUGCUGCCCUCCAAAGGGGUGGGAGCGACCGCAGGAGCAUAGUGCCGGGAUCUCAACGGACUGGAGAUGGAAGGGAUAACUUGGUUCAAAAAGACGAGCCAGAUCCUUUGGGAUCUUCUGAUAGUGUGGUUAGGAUGUUGAAACAACGUGGUAUCGCUGAUGAUGAUGCCCGCGUUCGAAACCGUUACCUGCUCUCCUCAACAACCUUCUCACCUGCGCUCUUCCUUUCUCAAACCCACUCCUCAGAUUCUAUCCAGUCCCUUCUCGAAGGCCUGGAGUUUUUAUCUAGAUCUAUUGAUCAGAAAUCUGCGUCUUUGAAGGUUUUGGUUGAGUCAAAUUUUGAACGCUUUGUCCGAGCGAAGGCGACGAUCGAUAAUGUUUAUACGGAAAUGCGAAACCAAGGCGCACAGCCUGAUGCCCAUCCCCAAGGGUGGCUUUCUCAAAGAACCAGUGUAUCUGGUUCUCACAUGAAAGGAUCUAGUAUAGGAGUUACUGAACGCUCAAUUCCACAGAAAAACUCCCUUACAAAGGAAAGUGAAUAUGGUGUCAAGGGCAUACGCGUACCUUUAGCGGAGGCUUUAGGGAAAGUAGAAGAGGUGUGGGGCGCAGCGCUUGGGGGUCGACAGCGAGAAGAGGGUUUGAAAGCCAUUAUUGAGGCUAUGUCAACACACCGUGAGAUAUAUGAAAUUGGAUCUAAUCUCGUGCAAUCGAUCAAACAGCGAGAUUACGAGGCAGUCGUCGAUCAAUAUACACGCGCUAGAAGACACGCAAUAGACGCACGACUCAUUGCUGACCGUGCUACAGCUUCGAAGCGCCCUUUAUCAGACGAACAAGUUCACUUAAUCCUUGUUACAGGUAGAAUGUGGAUGGAUGUUGAAAAGCAAAUACAAGUGUUUAAGCGGGAUUUGUGGCGACGUUUAAGCACUAUCCAGGCAAAUACCCCCUCGAUGAGCGUCGAUGGUGGUCCCAUCGAGGAGCACAUGGAACUGAUUGCAACAUUACUUGAACUUGGUGUUGAUGAUAACCCAGUCUGGGUCUGGCUCCUCGGACGGUAUGAUUCUUUGAAAACUAAAAUUAUGGCCUUCUGUGAGCGCUCGAAAGUCGAAAUUGAAAUUCUCCGACGACGUCUAGCCAAUGGGGAUAAACCCACUCCUCAAGCUGUCGCUCCGUACAUUCAGCGGACUAACCGUGAUGGUGUCGCAAAUUCCAAAGAUCCCCUCGAUACUGAGCUUGUUAUCGAACUAUGGGAGUGCGUACAUACAUAUCUGAAAAAACUAUUAUCACUUGAAGGUGGCCUCCUUGGAGACGUCAUCGAGUUUUGGGACACCACACAAUCUUUCAUCGACGGCAGUAAGCAGAAGCUCCUCCCAGCAGGAUUCGAGGGUGAAAGCCGAAAGCACCACCGACUCUCUUCUGGAGGAGUGAGUGAUUUGAAAGAUGGAGUAAUUGAACUUGUAAAUCUCAUCCGCGAAAGCGCAGUAUCGAUAUUUGCCGAUCCUCCUAUAGAGGAUGUGUCGCUUCUACUUUCGCCACUCCCGACGAAUCCCAACUCGCCACUAACUGGCUUUACUCCAACAAACUCACGUUUCAGGAUAGACCCUAAGGAUGUGCCCCUACCGUCACCCAGGCGAGGAGAAGCAUGGGAGGACUUCGCCUUCUGGCCUCCGUAUGCAAACGCUCUUAGUGGCGUUCAUUAUCUUAGUCAAUUUCUAAUAUUAAUUGGAACGGCUGCUAGCGAGAUAGCUGCAAUGAGCCCGAUAUCAAGUGGUGGCAGUACCUACGAUAAGCUGAAGCUUCUUGUCAGUGGUACACGAGAGCGAUCAGUUCGUGCUGUAUGCGCAGCCUGGAAUAAAGACGCUGAGGGUGUGAAAUAUCUAGAGGACUGGACUAGGGACUCCGAGCGUAAGGACAUGACUAAAAUGCCCGGGCUAUUCGUGGCAUUCGAGAGUGCAGUGCUCUCCGGCAUGCAGAAAAUAUUGUAUAUAUCCGAGGCCAUGACGAAACCCGGGAUCGUCGACGUUGUCACUCCCCCACCCGCAAAACUUCUUCAAAUGGUUCGGUCGCAGUUUGUAACGAGCGUGUAUAAGGCAUUAAGUGGGCUUGUUGAAAAUGCCGAACACCCAGUUGCGACUGAAGGGGAAAAUGAAUGGAUCCUUCUCGGUCCUGUCGUUCGCAUCGGUGGAUUAGAUAUUUCGUCAUCUAUCCCCUCCUUGGGCGGCAUUGAUGCCAAGAAUAGGAACGUUCGAAUGCUCCUCACGCUCUCCAAUCUGAAGGCUCUCCGCACUGAGUACGUCCCUCAAUUGGUGUCUAACUUUGAAACUGCAUUCUCCGUUAAGUUAACCGAGGAGUCCAAAACAAUCCGCGACGUGCUUGGCCAAAUUGACACCCGCCUAUUCCAAUCAUAUACCCGGCCGAUGACCGCAACAUUAAAUUCUACUAUCCUCAAUGGAAUCACCGCUCCGGACUGGGUCCCCUUGACGAGUCGACCCGACCAAGUUCGUCCUUAUGUAUAUACAGCCUUGCUAAACCUCGUCUUAGUACAUACGGAAGUGUCUACAACUCUCCCAACCCCAACCCAAAAUUCGUCAAACACACCCGCACCGUCCCUUACAAAUGCACUUCUUUCUCAUCUCCUAACACAAAUUUCCUCAUCCCUUCUGAACGCUUUCACACAACGGCCUAAGUAUACGCUUCCUGCUCUGAUGCAAGCAACCCUGGAUACGGAAUUUAUUGCACAAACGCUCUCGCAGUACGCCACGGAGGAGGCAUCAAAAAUACAGAGCCAAAUAUAUUUGGAACUUGAUCGUCGAACUAAUAACGACGCCAGAGCUAAGUUGCAGGCUGAGUUGGGGGAAAUGAGAGGGGUUUUAAAACGGUUGCGGGAAGCGACUCGUGGGGAGUUUGCGUGCUUUAGAAAAGUAAAGAGUGCCACGACUAAGUGA
Molecule: messenger RNA, 3102 nt
Organism: Histoplasma capsulatum G186AR
Lineage: Eukaryota; Fungi; Ascomycota; Eurotiomycetes; Onygenales; Ajellomycetaceae
Exons: 2
Coding region: 1-3102 (1033 amino acids)
Biological process (GO): Golgi to plasma membrane transport; exocytosis
Cellular component (GO): exocyst
Source: RefSeq, a predicted model, not a curated record